AUGUCGCAGCAACCACCGCUGGAAUGUCCCGAUCAGUCCUUCGGUCCUUGGGCCGGCGACGCUUGUCGCGGUGGCUUUGACUUCACCCUGAUGUUCGAGGAGUCCAUUCUCACCAUCCCUCUGCAAUGCCUCUUUCUCCUUGCGCUGCCCAUUCGUAUGGGCCAGCUGUACUCCAUGACCAGAAAGACUGUUGCCAACGUCCAAGGCACACUGAAGUUGACUUCUGCGCUGUGUGUCUUCUCCUGCAGCACUGCUCUCCUGGCCCUUUGGGCUGGCCCGUCCGCCCACCUGAAGACGGCAGCCACAGUCCCGUCCGCCGCUCUAGUGCUGGUCGCCUCUCUUUUCUACUCCGCCCUCACUUGGCUCGAGCAUCACCGUAACGUCAAGCCUUCCUUCAUCCCGUUUGCCUAUAUCUUCUUAUCAGUCCUCCUCGACCUCCCGCGAUGUCGCACCUUCUUGGCACUGCGCUUUUUGAUCCUGAUCCAGGAGUCGGUCGGGAAGCGACGGCUUCUGCUUCCAGAGUACCGUGCCUACGCGAGAUCGACGACUGCCGGUACACUCAGCAGAAGCACCUUCUUCUGGCUCAAAUCGCUCUUCGUUCGCGGAUACAAGAAGAAUCUGCAUCUCCAAGACCUGGACCCCCUGGAGCCCGGCCUGGAGUCUGAGCCUUUAUAUCGCGCAUAUCGUCAUGCAUGGGAUCUGGUUCCCGACAAAACCGUUAGCGGCGUCUUAUACAUGACAUGGCUCAAGGUAUUCGCUGCUCACGUCAUGGCCGCAUUCAUUCCCAAGCUCUGUCAGAUUGCCUUCACAUACACACAGCCCUUUCUCAUCGAACGGGGCAUCGGCCUUGCCGCCCAGCCCCAAGGUGGCUCGGCGAACAACACGGGGUACGGCUUGAUAGGCGCCUACGCAUUAGUCUACACAGGCAUUGCUAUCUCAACGGGCCAGUACGAAUGGCGCGCUUACCGGGCCGCGUCGGUCAUGCGAGGAGGCAUCAUUGGUUUGGUCUACCAAAAGUCGCUGCGCCUCGACACUACAACGCCCGACGUUAGUCCUGAAGGUGCUUUGACCUUGGUCACCACCGAUGUCGAGACCAUAACCCAAGGCGUCGUUUACCUUCACGACAUCUGGGGCGCUUUUGUGGAAAUCGCCGUUGGCAUAUACCUGAUCUACAGGCAACUGGGAUCGGCAUGUGCAAUGCCCGUGGCCAUUGUCUUCGUCGUAUUGUUGGUUACAGCGAUACUUUCCUUGCAAAUCGGCAACGCGCAAGCAAAGUGGAUCCGCGCGUCCCAAGAUCGUGUGACGACGACGUCCAAAGUCCUCGGUAGCAUAAAGCCCCUCAAAAUGACAGGUCUGAGCGAUCUCGUCUUCUCUUUGAUCAGAGACCUAAGAACAAAAGAGUUGGGGGUUUCCGAAAGGUACAGAAAACUACUCGGAGUGAUUUGCAUCCCCAUCUGGUCUCCCAUCCUUACCUUUUGUGUUUUUGCUGCACAAUCUGGCUCCACGUUGAACAUCCAGCGAGCCUUUACCGCCUAUUCACUGCUCACCUUGGUCAACCGGCCAUUGUCAGAUGUCAUCCUCGCGCUCCCUAUUCUGGCCGGAUCCGUGACCUCAUUCCAGCGGAUACAAGACUACCUGAAUGGUAAGGAAAGGCACGACAAACGGCUUCCACAAGGACAAGAAAAUUCCGACUCUAGUGAGGGUGGCACCCCCGCCGCAAGUCGUUACUCUGUUGAAAAAACACCGGCAUCUCAAGGAGUACACUCUAGUGAGGACGCGACGGUUUCUCUAGAUGUGAAAACUGUCGCAUCUCUCCAGGGGAAAUUUUGUUGGGAGGAAGGUUCAGAGCCCGUCCUUGACAUCGGCGACUUGAGAAUACAGGCCAAAACAUUUACGCUUAUUCUUGGCCCCGUCGGAUGCGGCAAGUCUACUUUACUCAAAGCGCUCCUGGGCGAACUCUCAGGUUUCGAGGGGACCAUUCGGGCCAACUACUCAAGAGUCGGCUACUGUGACCAGAACGCUUGGCUGCCUAAUGAUACGGUGGCCAAUAUCAUUCUCGGCCAGGCAAACUUUGACGAAACUUGGUAUCACCAAGUGGUAAGAGCGUGCUGUCUGGAGCAAGAUUUCAAAGACUGGCCAAAGGGAGAAGAGACUGUUGUGGGAACAAUGGGGAUUUCAAUGAGCGGGGGCCAGAAGCACCGACUGUCUUUGGCACGAGCUGUGUACUCCAAAGCAGAGUUUGUCAUCUUGGAUGAUCCAUUUUGCGGCCUGGACUCGGAGACGGAAGACUCUAUUUUCCACAACCUGUUGGGAGAGCAAGGGCUGCUUCGGCUAGCAGACAUGACAAUAGUCGUCACCUCUUCAGACGCCCGACGCCUGCCGUAUGCUGAUCAAGUGGUGCUUCUCAGCGCCAAGGGUCAGAUCAGCGAGGUCGGUACCCCGGCCGACCUUUCUUCGAAAAUUGAAGUCCAGCAGGCAGGCAUGAAAGGCAUCGCUCAUCCUGUAUCAGGAACGAGGACACAAGUGGCACAGCCAGGCGGAGAAACGGCACCUCCGGCUGAGACAGCACUUGUUGACAUAGAAUAUCAGGCAAAGGUCACACGACGUCUGGGUGACUCGGCAGUCUACCUAUUCUACGCUAAAUCUGCUGGCUGGUGGCCGAUUGUGGUCUUCGUCCUCUCAAUGGCCGUUUUCGCUUUUUGCAGCUCCUUUCCAAACAUCUGGCUCAAAUGGUGGGCAGAAGACCCGAGUCCUAGUUCGAAUCUCGGGAAAUGGCUCGGCGUGUACGUGGCCCUUGGAGUGGGCUCGGUUCUUGCUGUUGCGCUGGGGGCAUGGCAACUCUUCAUCAACAUCAUCAACAACUCCGGAACUAGCUUUCACAGUCUUCUCGCGGACACGACAGCCAAGGCCCCAUUAUCUUUCCACGUCGCUACAGACAGCGGUGUCACCGUCAAUAGGUUCAGCCAGGACUUACAACUCAUUGACAUGGAGUUACCCAGCACAGCACUCGGGUUAGCUGUUGGCGUCGCUUUCGGUCUUUCGGAAUUCGUCAUGAUAUCCGUGGCUUCCCGAUACAUUGCCAUACUGUUACCAUUCCUCAUACUCUGUUUCUAUGCGAUUCAGCAUUUCUACCUCCGCACUUCCAGGCAGAUACGUCUCCUCGACAUCGAAUACAAGGCGCCUCUUUACACGCAACUCAUCAAAACACUGGAUGGCCUCGUGACAAUCAGGGCAUUUCAGCGGCAGGACGAAUUCGAGAAGAAGAAUAUGGAAUUACUCAACACUUCCCAGAGGCCAAGUUAUCUCCUCUUUUGCAUUCAACGCUGGCUCACCUUCACAGUUGAUAUGAUGAUCGCCGUGAUCGCUCUAGUCCUGAUCGUGGUGACGACCACCCUCAGGGAGCAGAUCGGGCCCGGCUACAUGGGGAUAGCUCUCAGCAACAUCCUUGGAUUCAGCGGCACCAUCAAAGCCGCCUUGACCUCAUGGGUCACACUGGAAAUCGCCAUCAGCGCCGUCGCCCGCAUUCGUGACUUUUCCAUGACCACGGAGCAGGAAGCUGAUCCCACAAAGGAGCUGACCGAGCCGUCUGAUGGGGGCUGGCCAAGCCAGGGGGCUAUCGACCUGCGCGGUGUUACGGCGUCUUAUCCCUCGUCGGGAACCGUUCUUCACGGCGUGGAUCUAUCCAUCAAGGCCGGGGAAAAGGUAGCCAUCUGCGGGCGAAGCGGAAGUGGCAAAAGCUCGCUAGUACUCUGCAUCCUCCGACUGAUGCAGCUGGACUCUGGGACCAUCAGUAUUGACGGGGUGGAUCUGUCUACUGUUCCUCACGAGUACCUGCGGUCCAGGCUGACGGCCAUACCGCAAGACGUGUUCAUAUUCGACGGAACAAUACGGUUGAACGUAGACCCCAAGAAGACGGCGUCAGACGAAGACAUCAAGCGAGCCCUGGAGAGGGUGCAUUUGUGGGGCAAGAUAGAGCAAAGAGGGGGCCUCGAUGUGAUAAUAAACGACGCCUUCUUCUCUCGCGGCGAGUCACAGCUGCUCGUCUUCGCCCGGGCGAUGCUGAUGACGAGCAAGGUGCUCAUACUCGACGAGUUCACCAGCAGCAUGGACGACGAGACGGCGAAAAUUGUGUACGGUGUCGUUCGGGAGUUCUUUGAUGGAUGCACCGUCAUCGCAAUAGCGCACAAGCUCGAGCCCAUCCUGGAUUUCGACCGAGUGGCAGUCCUAAGCUCCGGCAGGGUUGUCGAGUAUGACGAGCCAAAAGAGCUCGUGCAGCGAGAUGGCUCGGCGUUUAGGAAACUGUUCGAGUUGUCGCUCGGAGCUGACGAGUAG
Molecule: messenger RNA, 4332 nt
Organism: Colletotrichum navitas
Lineage: Eukaryota; Fungi; Ascomycota; Sordariomycetes; Glomerellales; Glomerellaceae
Product: ABC transporter
Exons: 16
Coding region: 1-4332 (1443 amino acids)
Biological process (GO): transmembrane transport
Cellular component (GO): membrane
Molecular function (GO): ABC-type transporter activity; ATP hydrolysis activity; ATP binding
Source: RefSeq, a predicted model, not a curated record